CUUAAUCAAAUGACGUCACGUUAAGUCACACAUGGCUGACAGGCUGAAUAAUUUAAACUUUCAAAUUUUGGACUAUUGGAAAAAGAACUAAAGGCCUAGGGAGGCAAAUACAUAAGUUAUAUAUAGAAAAAAGACGGAUCAUGCCAGCUGCAAUAUACGUAAAGGAGGGUGACGAUGAUGUCAAUAACAUUCAAAUAGUUACCGGAGGCAAUGAGCAACAGCAAAUAGAAAAAGAGAAAGGUGUAGGCCUAGCUGCCAAAUUUGCGGCCCAAGGUUCGGGUGAUACAAACAAGGAAAGAAACAAUGCACAGCAAGAUCUUAGAAAUACAUGUAAUACAACGAGUUCCCAACAAAUAUCAGGAGAGGCUAUUGGUUCAACUUGUCAACUUGGCACUGAAUCGCAAACCGAUGCAAAUGAGAGUAAAACAUCGCGGUUCAAUGAUAGGCUUCAGUUUGAAGAAUCUGCUAUUUUAGACGAACUGAAGCGCGAUGGAUUGGUAUCAAAAGUUAAAGUGAAGAACUCUAACACAACGAAAAGUUUGAAAAUACUCGAUCAGUUGAGAGCAAUGGGAAUAGUGCACGAAAGCAAAGGAGGUGUUGAAUUCACAAUAACAAUCGCCAAUGGCACCACAGAACAAUGCACAAGAAAACCACCACUGAGACUCACAACAAUAACCAAAGAAACUCCCAACAUGUUGAAGAAACGAUUGCACAUGAAGCAAGAGAAGGCAGAGAAAACGAAACAAGAGCAAGUGUUAAAACGUCAGAAGAAAAUAUUUGAACGCCAACAUCGUUUUGAAGAAGUAAAACAAAGACAUAUGAUGCAAGAAUUUCAAUUUAAUGACACUGUUAUCCAUAGCAAACAGGAGAAGGCCGACAGAUUAAGACAAGAACAAGAGUUCAACCGAAAAAAGAAAAUACUGGAACGCCAACAACGUUUUGAAGAAGUAAAAUUCAGAAGAAUGGAACGAGAAUUUCAAUCCAAUGGCGACAAGAGUGAAGAUGUUUCAAAUAAUGCCGUUAAUAAAAAUGGUGCAAAACCAAAAGAAAUAUCGAAAUUCGUUCGGGAUAUUGGAUCGAAUCUUGAAUUAUUGUAGAAUGUGAAUCAUUUUAAUAAUGGAUAUGUAAUAUUCACAACUGGGAAGUAAUCCCAUAUUAUUCAGCAUCUGGUCGACUUUGGUAUCACCUUGUUAAACAUGUUAAUCUUUUAAAAUGGAAAUUUAUAUGUAUAAUAUGAUAAUGUUACAAUAUAUUUACAUGUUUUUGAUAGUGAAUUCACUUUGUUGUUUAGAAGUGUUGUUUACAAGUUGAACUUUUCCACACAUUAUCAUUAACUCUGAAUAUGAUUAUCCCGGCGGCUCCUCCGUGUAAAGUGAAGUUCGUAGUCACUUUAGUGCAAGAUGUUAAUGUUCAUAAAAG
This is a messenger RNA of Owenia fusiformis, 1419 nucleotides long. Lineage: Eukaryota; Metazoa; Annelida; Polychaeta; Sabellida; Oweniidae. The record is from the annotation of a GenBank genome assembly.